AUGAUGAUAAGGCCGAGUGCCGGGUUAAAUGAUAUACCCGGCGUCGGGCUUGGAGCAGAUCUACCAAAAAAUAUGUGUUUUCAUUAUCUAUCUAUCUAUCUAUCUAUGACAGGAUUUCCAUUAUCUAUCUAUCUAUCUAUCUAUCUAUCUAUCUAUCUAUCUAUCUAUCUAUCUAUGACAGGAUUUCCAUUAUCUAUCUAUCUAUCUAUCUAUCUAUCUAUCUAUCUAUCUAUGACAGGAUUUUCAUUAUCUAUCUAUCUAUCUAUCUAUCUAUCUAUCUAUGACAGGAUUUUCAUUAUCUAUCUAUCUAUCUAUGACAGGAUUUUCAUUAUCUAUCUAUCUAUCUAUUCCUUGCUUUGUCUAUUUUCUUUAGUCUUUUCAUCACUCUUUCUUCUUUUAUUGACCAUUCUUUCAUUUUUGUUUCUCUAUUAUCAUUCCUUCCGGCCCCCUAUAACAAACUGUACCUGUUGGUUCCAUGAACAUUCGCCACUUUUCAUCACUCUUUCUUCUUUUAUUGACCAUUCUUUCAUUUUUGUUUCUCUAUUGUCAUUCAUUCCGACAUCUUUUAACAAGCUGUCCCUGCGAGUUUUCCGACGGCAAAAAUGUUUACGGCGAAUAUUCCGGAUACGGUACCUGUUAUUAACCAAAAAAAUCUUUCUCCGAAACCUAUGUGUUUCUUCAUUUUCCUCUUUCUUUUCUUUUCUCCACUUUUCACUUCUUCCGUCAUGUAUUUGUAAUCAUUCGCCAAUUUACUUUUUCUUCCUUUUUUCCUCUGCUUUUUUCUCUUUCCCAACUUAUUUUCCUGAUUGCAUUUUCUUCCCCUUUCCUUUUUCUUUUUCUUUUUCUUUACUCCUCACUUUCUUCGUCUCGUCUUCCCAUUUCCUCCCCCCUCUCUUCCUUUCCAACUCCUUUUCUCUUUCUUUCUUUUUUUCUUUUCCUCCUUGCCUUUCCUUCCUUUCUCCUUUUCAUAUUUUUUCUUUUUUUUUUUCUCUCUCAGAUUCCAUUUCUUUCUUGCCCGUUCUUUCAUUUCUUACUAUUUUCUUUUGUUUCCUCCCCCCUGUCUCUUUUUCCUUCUUGCCUUUUCUCCGCCUUACUCGUCUUCUUUCUCUUCUUCCGCUUUUCCUCCUUUUUUUUUUUUUUUAUCUCCUUCUUCUUUACCUUUUUUCUUACUAUUUCUCCUUCGAUUUCUCUCAUUCAUUUCCAAUUUCCCCCUCUUUAUUUUCUUCUUUAUUUUCUAUCACUUUUUCCUUUCUUUUUCCCUUUGUUUUGCUUCCUAUUUUCUUUCUUUCUCUUCUUCAUUUCUCUUCCCUAAUUCUUCCUCAUUCUCCUUUUCGUUUUUUCCUCUUUAUCAACGGCUACUCUUUUCCUUUCUUUCUUUUAUAUUUCCACUGCUUAUUUCCCCACUCCAAUUUUCCUUCUUUCUUUCUUUCUUUCUUUCUUUCUUUCUUUCUUUCUUUCUUUCUUUCUUUCUUUCUUUCUUCUUCUCCUACACAAUUCCUUUCUUUCUAUCUUCCUUUCUUUCUUUCUUUCUUUCUUUUUUCUUUCUUUCUUUCUUUCUUUCUUUCUUUCUUUCUUCUUCGUAACGUUCCUAUCAUUAUUUUAACAAUAGUCCUACACAAUUCCUUUCUUUCUUUCUUUCUUUCUUUCUUUCUUUCUUUCUUUCUUUCUUUCUUUUCUUUCUUUCUUUCUUUCUUUCUUUCUUUCUUUCCUUUCUUUCUUUCUUCUUCGUAA
Messenger RNA from Acanthosepion pharaonis, 1731 nucleotides. Lineage: Eukaryota; Metazoa; Mollusca; Cephalopoda; Sepiida; Sepiidae. The record is from the annotation of a GenBank genome assembly.